Closterium sp. Naga37s-1 is the source of this 1308-nucleotide messenger RNA. Lineage: Eukaryota; Viridiplantae; Streptophyta; Zygnematophyceae; Desmidiales; Closteriaceae. The record is from the annotation of a GenBank genome assembly.
GAGCCAUACCGAGGGUUGGAGCUGCUGCUGCUGCUGGGCAGUUUUGUAUGGCUUGUGCCACCCUGGGGUGCAGCUGCAGUGCGACUACACCCUUACGAUGCCUCCAAACUUGCAGUGCUGGCCAGCGAGUGGGGCAACUUCAAUGGCAGCGACACAUGGCAGCGUCGCGAGGUGGACUGCCAUGCAAUGGAGGGCAUCCGGUGUGACAGGGACGGCCACGUCACUGCCAUAGUACUGGAAGAUUUCGAACUGGGUGCACCAAUACCUGACACAAUCAGCCACUUCCAACGCCUCACAUACCUGAGGCUCUAUUUCUGCCAAAUCACCGGGACCAUUCCGAGCAGCAUCUCCAACUUAGCAUCCCUUGUGUUGCUUGUUUUAGGAGGCAAUUCAAUUUCAGGCAGCCUUCCUGCCAGCAUCAGCCGUCUGACCCGCUUACAAAUGCUGACUCUUGAUUUCAACCGCAUGUCUGGCCCAAUAGACUCCAUCUGCAACUUGACGCAACUGAGAAAAUUAAACCUUGCGCAGAACCGCUUCAAUGGAAGCAUCCCGUCAUCUGUUGGUAACCUGGCUCUGGAGGGCUUGGAUAUCAGCGUCAACCAGCUCUCGGGUUCCAUUCCUGACUCCCUCAGCCGCUUGCAGGAGGUCACAUACAUCGCACUGGCAGAGAAUCAGCUGACAGGAUCCAUUCCAGAGUCACUUGCAGCGCUCAAUGGUUUGCACGGCCUGUACCUGCACAACAACCAAUUGAGUGGGUCAAUUCCGGCAUCACUGGCAUCACUGCAGAAUCUGGAGUACCUAUUUUUCGACAUCAACAGUCUGUUAGGAAGCAUACCUGCCUCCCUGGGUGACCUCCUGCAGCUCAAGUACAUUCAUUUGCAGGGCAAUGGCUUCUCAGGACCCGUGGAUUACAUCGUGCGAACCAUGAAGAGGAUUGAGAGCCUAAAUCUGAACCAUAAUCUGUUCAGUGGUCGUCUGCCCAGCCCUGCCUCGUCCGGCAUCUUAGAGUACAAGAUGAACAGCAAUUUUUUCACACACGGGAAUGUCAAGUUCAACUGCUCAGCUGCUGAAUGGAGCGUCGAUCUCAACUGCCUCUCCACUGACCUGCUCAUCUGUGGCCGUGUUCCGUCCUCAAGGUCCCCAGCUGCCUGUGCUGCAUUCUGUGGGAUGGAGGCUGGGUCCACUGCCUCUGUGUGUGAGGGGCAUGGCUACUGUUCUGUGAAUCAGUUCACUGGAGGGGGGGAGUGUGUGUGCGAUCCCAACUACCUUCUUGACAGCACCAACACCAACGUCUGUUUGCCAGGAGAU